Hordeum vulgare subsp. vulgare (domesticated barley) is the source of this 2082-nucleotide messenger RNA. Its product is annotated as probable tRNA N6-adenosine threonylcarbamoyltransferase. Lineage: Eukaryota; Viridiplantae; Streptophyta; Magnoliopsida; Poales; Poaceae. Gene Ontology annotation, biological process: tRNA threonylcarbamoyladenosine modification. The transcript has 4 exons. The record is from RefSeq and is a predicted model, not a curated record. Gene Ontology annotation, cellular component: EKC/KEOPS complex; cytoplasm. The coding region runs from base 97 to 1242 and encodes 381 amino acids.
AUCUGGGCUAGUUUUAUCCGCACUUCAUACAGCACAACUCAUUCUCUCCUCCCCGCCCACUCCGGAAAACCCUACCGCAUCGCCGCCGCCGCCGCCAUGGCUUCGUCGUCGCCUCCGGCGAGUAGCCGCCCGCCUGGCCCGUUUGCUCUAGGGUUGGAGUCCUCGGCUAACAAGAUUGGCAUCGGCGUCGUCUCCAUCUCCGGGCAAAUUCUCUCCAACCCGCGCCAUACGUACAUCACCCCGCCAGGCCACGGUUUCCUGCCCCGGGAGACCGCGCAACACCACCUCGUCCACCUACUCCCUCUACUCCGCGCUGCACUCGCCGAGGCCGAUGCCUCUCCUGCCGACCUCGCCUGCAUAUGCUACACCAUGGGCCCCGGCAUUGGUGGACCACUCCAGGUCGCCGCCGCAUCGGCCCGUGCUCUGUCGCUCCUAUGGGGGAAACCGCUUGUCGCCGUAAAUCACUGUGUCGCACACAUUGAAAUGGGCCGCGCGGUCACCGGAGCCGUGGACCCCGUUGUGCUCUACGUCUCAGGUGGCAACACGCAGGUCAUCGCGUACAGUGAAGGGAGGUACAGGAUCUUCGGUGAGACCAUUGAUAUUGCCGUCGGGAACUGCCUUGACCGCUUUGCGAGGAUCCUCGAGCUCUCGAAUGACCCGAGCCCUGGGUAUAACAUCGAGCAGCUUGCAAAGAAGGGAGAGAAGUUCAUCGACCUCCCUUAUGUUGUAAAGGGUAUGGAUGUGUCAUUUAGUGGCAUAUUGAGCUUCAUCGAAGCUGCAGCAAUUGAGAAGCUUGAAAAUAAUGAGUGCACACCAGCAGACCUGUGCUACUCUUUGCAGGAAACUCUCUUUGCUAUGCUUGUUGAAAUCACUGAACGUGCCAUGGCACAUUGUGAUUCGAAGGAUGUUCUUAUUGUUGGUGGUGUUGGAUGCAAUGAACGUUUGCAAGAGAUGAUGAGGAUUAUGUGCUCAGAGAGAGGGGGUAGGCUGUUUGCAACUGAUGAUCGAUAUUGUAUAGACAAUGGUGCGAUGAUUGCAUACACUGGUUUACUGGCAUAUGCACAUGGUGUGAUCACACCCCUGGAGGAUUCGACAUUUACUCAAAGGUUCCGAACUGAUGAAGUUCAUGCAAUUUGGAGGGAGAAAGAGGUGCCAGUAUUAAAUAACAUGGAUUCUGAUACAGUAGCUGAAGUAUCCAUAGAUGGAGUCUCUGUGCCGACUCCAAUUGCUGUAGAUUCCUGAGGUGCUCGUGCCUUUCGUUGAUUAUUUCGGAAAGAUUGCGUUGCUACAAAUAUGAGGCUCUGCUUGAUGAUUUCUAGAAAGCCUUGAAGGCUAAUGGCAGAGUGCCUUCUACUGUUUGUUCGUCACACAAUGACUGACUGGAAUCCCUCACCAGUUGCAGUGAUCCACAGAAAGACAUUGCUAACUACUCUCCCCGUUCCAAAUUACUCCCUCCGUCUCAAAAUUCUAGUCUUAGGUUUGUCUAAAAAUAGAAAAGCGGGACCAGGUACAUUCAUAUCUAGAUAAAUGUAAGACAAGAAUUUUCAAAAUUCUAGUCUUAGGUUUGUCUAAAAAUAGAAAAGCGGGACCAGGUACAUUCAUAUCUAGAUAAAUGUAAGACAAGAAUUUUGGGAUGGAGGGAGUAUUUGAAGGUCUAGGUUUGCCCCAAGUUAAAACCCUGUCAAGUUUGACCAAGUCUAUAAAAAAGUGAACCAACAUCUACAACGCCAAAUUUACUUUACUAGAUUCAUCAUAAAUUAUAUUUUCAUACUAUACAUAUUUGAUGUUGUAGAUAUUGGUAAAUUUUUCUAUAAACUUUAUCAAACUUGGAAGAGUUUGACUUACACAAAGCUAGAACUUUUGAGUAAUUUGGGACAGAUGGACUAACCUUCCACUCCUAUGUGUGAUACUAGUAUUUGAUGUAAACGUGAACUUAAAGGUUGAGAAAGUACUUUAUGUUGGCAGCACCGUUCCCAUUUUGAAAGAUGCACCUUGCACUGCUAUGUGUGUGAUACUAGUGUUUGAUGUAAAAGUGAACUCAAAUUGAGAAAUUAUAUUGGUAGCAUUGAUCCCAUUUUAAAA